AUGAAUAAACUUUCGCAUUUUGACGAACAAGGCAAAAUUAAAAUGGUUGACGUUUCCGAAAAAGAAACGACUAAACGCCGCGCGGUGGCUUCGGGAAAAGUUUUGAUGAAUAUUGCAACAAUUGAAACGCUGAAAACGCAAACCAAUCCGAAAGGAAGUCCGCUCGAAAUUGCCCGCAUCGCCGGAAUUAUGGCGGCGAAACGCACUUCCGAACUUAUUCCGCUCUGUCAUCAGAUCAAUCUUUCAAAAGCGAAUGUUUCGGCAGAAUUGACCGAUUUCGGCGUUUAUAUCGAAGCCGAAGUCAUCACGAAUUCGCAGACAGGUGUUGAAAUGGAAGCCUUAACCGCCGUCAGCAUUGCGGCUUUGACCAUUUACGAUAUGUGCAAAGCCGUGCAAAAGGAUAUUGUUAUUUCCGAAAUCCGGCUUGAAACCAAAGAAGGCGGCAAAAGCGGCGAUUUUUCACGCGAAUAA
Molecule: messenger RNA, 471 nt
Organism: Lymnaea stagnalis (great pond snail)
Lineage: Eukaryota; Metazoa; Mollusca; Gastropoda; Lymnaeidae
Source: the annotation of a GenBank genome assembly